UUUCGCUGAAGUCAUAAAACAUAUGAUAGGUGCAUGCAGUGUAUAACCUUGAUAUUGCCAGGAAUAAUUCAUAACUCGUAACUGACCGAGUACUGAAGAAAAACAACCCAUCAGUAAUUUAUAAUGAUUGUAGUGGAAUAAUUGUUGUUUAUAUGUCUUUACAAUAAUUGGAUGAUCGGAAACUUAUCAACAGAAUAACAAAGUGCUCAGAAAAAUGAUCAUGGAAAUCGCUGGUAAUACGGAAUAUCUAAGAUAAAAGUGAACACCCUUGUGAUUUAUUUGUAAUGGUGCACGCUGUACAGAUCGUAAAAAUAUCAUUGAACCACUGAGCAAUAAACCUACUGAGUAUGCAACUAUAGAAGUAAGAGUGAUCACUCAUGAAGUUUGCCGUAGAAAUGGAGAAACCUAAAGAUCAAGAUGAAAAAGAGGAAGUAUCAAGAUCUGUAGGUACAAAGGAUAUGGUGGAUAUGUAUAGUCAGUCGGCUACAAUCCAUGGAGUUUCAAACGUUGGUGCUCCACAGAUUUAUAAAUUUAGAAGGAUCGUUUGGAUUACUUUAUUGCUGGCAAUGUCUAUUAGUCUGAGUUGUAUAGUAUAUCUCCAGUUUCGACGUUAUCAAGAACAUCCGUCCAUGACGAUUGUAAAGGCUGAAUUUAACGACGAGUUGAUUUUUCCGGCCGUGACCAUUUGUAACACGAACCAGUAUCAUCGAAGCCGGCUGCCAGACGAUGCCCCAAUGCUGAAGUUGCUUUAUAACCUCAGUGAAUUUGCCCAUAUAGGGAAAUAUCUGAAUUUCACAAAAGAUGACUCAAACGAAGAUCCAGUUUUCAUUACCCAUCACACCGGUGACUACCUUUAUUCUUUUGCAAUGGCUGCAGCCCACACCCUAAAGGAGAUGUUUUACUUCUGCUCGUGGAAAGGACGUCAGGUCAACUGCAGUGAGGUUUUUAAAAGAGAGGUAACGGAUGUUGGAGUGUGUUACCGCUUUAAUGGGAACACCUCCGAUGUAUUAACGACGACUACCACUGGAUCUAGAAGUGGACUUCGUGUCAUCCUAGAUAUUCAGCAAAAUUUUUCUUUCUUCUCCACAACAUCCCAGUCUGGCAUUAAGGUUUUGUUGAAUGAGCAGAACGAAUCUCCCAAUUUAUCGAGUCACGGUUUGUUUGUUAGACCUGGGACCUCAACAGCUCUCGGAGUCAGAAAAGAAGAGAGAAUUGGAUUGGAGAGUCCAUAUAAAGCCUUUGGAACAUCCUAUUGCUAUAAUACGAGGGCGGAAGGAUUUGAAACACCGCUGAAGAGAUUCGCGAACUACACGUACACCAGAUCUACGUGUCAACGUAAUUGUGUGCUUGAUCAUAUGAUUAAACAAUGUGAAUGCAGACACUUCUUUAGUCCAGGAGAAGAAGACUUUUGCUCUCUAGAACAGUUAGAACACUGUUACAUUCCAACAUUCACAGACAAGACAAUGGAGGAGGUGGUACAUAAGUGCAUUGCUUGUCCAAGUAGAUGCCAUACUAUCAGUUAUAACACACAGUUGUCAUCAGCUGACUUUGCUUCAAGUUUUACAAUUGAUUAUAUGGUUGAUGCAGGAUUGACACAAGACAGCGAUUAUAUAAGGAACAAUGUUAUUGACUUGAGGAUAUUCUACGAUACCUUGACAGUUACCAAAACAGAACAGAUACCAGAGUUGACGGUACAGGGGAUAUUGGCUGACCUGGGAGGACAUAUGGGCUUGUUUCUUGGAGCAAGUAUACUUUCGGUAACUGAGCUGGCCGAAUUUGUGGCGCUUUAUAUUAUGGAAUGGUGGAAACGAAGACGGCAAAAGAAACCAAAGUCAAGCAGUCCAAGUCAGCAACAAAUGACCGUUAUGGAUAACGUAGCUAUGUCUUGAUUAUUUUGUGUUAGUGAUCAGGUGAGACCAAUGGUAUGGUAUUCGCAGAAUGAGUAGGUUGAGAACAAAAUGUGAUAAAAGGCAAAAUGUCGAAUAAUAAUUGGACUUUUUCCAAUAAUGACAUAUGAACUGUUUCAAAUAAUGUGGGACUAAAAGACAGAGGAACUAUGCGAGCUUAAAAGGACGACCCAAUUGAUAGUCUGUGAAUUUAGGAUGAAGAUGUUUUGGCAUCAUGGAUCCUCAACAGUCUUGAGAGACUGGUUUAAUUUAUUAAAAACUCUUUGCAAACUGGUAAUUCCAUUAAGUUUUUAACUUUAAAUUGUGUGAUAAACUUCCCGAGCAUUACCUCCUGCGAUGCUCUUUACAUUCAAAUGCACGAACAGAAACCCUAGGCAAACUACAACAUGAUUUUAAAAACAUAAAUUGUCUUCUAUCCGGCUCCACUACCUACAGUCUAGAUGUUGAUAGGUCAAAAAGAUUUUAAUGUCGAUAAAAUAGUAUUUUACCAUUUAUUAAAUGUACAAUUUUGAAUUUUUUCGGAUGUUUACUAAAAAAUGACCUACUUUAUCUAUUGUACAUUUUCAUCCAUUCUAUUAUAUUUAUAUAAUAUGUAUGUGUUUGCCAUUUUAACUAUGUAUAUACACCCAUUUGCAAUAAUAUUAUAUAUAUAUAUAUUAUUUAGGGGGAGGAAUUUUACAUAGGCUAAGCCUGUUCCCCA
Patella vulgata (common limpet) is the source of this 2607-nucleotide messenger RNA. Its product is annotated as acid-sensing ion channel 4-A. Gene Ontology annotation, cellular component: membrane. Gene Ontology annotation, biological process: sodium ion transmembrane transport. The coding region runs from base 378 to 1889 and encodes 503 amino acids. The record is from RefSeq and is a predicted model, not a curated record. Gene Ontology annotation, molecular function: ligand-gated sodium channel activity. The transcript is spliced from 10 exons. NCBI's taxonomy places the organism in Eukaryota, Metazoa, Mollusca, Gastropoda, Patellidae.